Thlaspi arvense is the source of this 1104-nucleotide messenger RNA. The record is from the annotation of a GenBank genome assembly. NCBI's taxonomy places the organism in Eukaryota, Viridiplantae, Streptophyta, Magnoliopsida, Brassicales, Brassicaceae.
AUGAAACAACACAUUUUUCUCAAACGCAUUCUUGUUGGUGAGACGAGAGAAGGAAGAAGAAGAAGAACACAGAGAGAAAGACCAUAUUUGAAAGCGGGAUUUGCUGGAGAAGAUGGACCAAGGGUUAUGUUUCCUAGCAUCGUGGGUCGACCUCGACACCAGGGAGGAGUGAUGGUUGGAAACGAAUGCUUUGUUGGAGACGAAGCUCAAGCCAAGAGAGAUACUCUUACUCUUCAAUACCCAAUGGAGGAUGGUAUCGUUAAAGAUUGGGAUGUCAUGGAGAAGAUUUGGCACCAUACUUUCUACAACGAACUACGUGUGGCUCCUCAAGAACACCCUGUGCUUCUCGCUGACUCUCCUCUAAACCCAAAGGCAAACCGCGAGAAGAUGAUGCAGAUCAUGUUUGAGACCUUCAAUACUCCUGCUAUGUCUUGCCUUGAGAGUUCGGGAGAUGGUGUGAGCCACAUAGUUCCGGUCUAUGAAGGUUACGCACGCCCACACGCGAUCAUGCGUCUAGACGUAGCAGGCAGUGGCCUAACCGACUACCUCAUGAAAACCAUGACCGAACGUGGCUACACAUUCACAACAUCCUCCAAACAUGAGAUGGUCAGAGAGGUUAAAGAGAAGCUCUGCUACGUAGCUAUUGACUACGAGCAAGAAUUAGAGGCUAAUGCGAGCUCGAUAAUCAAUAAACCCUACGUGCUUCCCGAUGGUCAAGUGAUCACGUUAGGCGCAGAUAGAUUUAGGUGCCCUGAGGUUCUUUUCCGGCCGUCUUUGGCCGGGAUGGAAUCUUUCGGUAUCCACGAGGCGGUUCACAACUCGAUCAUGAAGUGUGGUGUUGAUAUAAGAGAGGAGUUGUAUCAAAACGUUGUGUUGAGUGGUGGUACGACGUUGUUCGAUGGUUUUGGAAUGAGGAUAUCCAAAGAGAUUAUUGCGCUUGCACCGGCUAGUACGAAUGUUACACUUGUGGCUCCUCCGGAGAGGAAGUACAGUGUUUGGAUCGGAGGCUCCAUUUUGGCUUCUCUAAGCACCUUCAAACAGAUGUCGAUAAGUAAGGCUGAGUAUGCAGAAGAUGGAGCGAGGAUUGUUCACCGUCUGAAUUAA